CAGCACAGCAGUUGUUGUGUAGUUCCGGGUUUGCUGAACUCAAGACGACGGGAUUGAUCAGUGCGAAAAAGCAAUCGAGUAAAAAAAAGCAAGCAUGGAGAACGCUGAAGAGAUACUCCAAGCUCUUUUUCUCGGCAUCUCACUUGCGUCGGUUCUACUACAAACAUGUCGAUACGGAAAGGCUCUCGAGGUGUUUACUGAAUGCUUAGAGUUUCUUAAAAAACACGAUUCGAGCUUGGAAGCCGAAACAUUUAAACGCCUCUCAGCACUAGUCUACUGCAGGUUAUCUCACAUUUAUUUCCAUAUUGGAGACUCCAAGAAUGGCUUUGAAAAGAGAGAAAAGGCAAACGCUCUAUAUCCCCAAAUGGGUGGCAGUCAAAGUUCAGCUGAAUUUUUGGCUAAACCUGGUGAUGAGCACGUGUCUAAAACCCAUGACUCGCCAGAUAAUGAGGAGGACCAAGAAAUUCAUGAAGAUCCAUUAUCAGCCAGGAAUUAUAGAGACAAGAUUAAGGAAGCGGAUGAACUUGACAGACUCAGUCAUUUAGCUCUUUCUCGUUUCGAAUACUCCGAAGCCAGACGCCUUUUAGAGAGAUUAGCUGAACUAUGGGGCGAGCUUGGGGACAGGGAGGAAGAGAAAACUGCACUCUUUCGUCUCGGCGAACUAUAUAAGUCACUUGAUGAGUACGACCAAGCACAAACGUAUUUUGAAAAGGUCCUACUGAUGGCGGAGGAAGAUGAAGACACUUACAUGCAAGGAGCGGUUUUUGGCAAACUUGGGGCUUUAUGUAACUUUCGCGGUGACUAUGUCAAGGCAAAAAGCUUGCGCAAGAAGGCUCUCGAAAUUAGUUUGAAGAUUGGAGACAAGAGAGGAGAGGUUAUUGAUUACAGAGUCCUCUCUGAUGUUCUGCUCAAUCUUGGUGAAUUUAAAGAAGCUCAAGACUGCUGCUUAAAGGCGCUCACUCUUAGUAAGGAAAUUGGCGACAGUGAAGAAGAGGGCUUGGCAUACAGCGAGCUAGGUGAUAUUCAGAGAAAGUUGAAAGACUUUGAAUUAGCAGAGCACUACUACAAGAGUGCAAGGGAAGUAUACGAACAAAUUGGAGACUUGGAAAAUGAAGAGAAAGAAAACAGUCGACUUGGUGUACUGUACCGUUUUCUUUGCAAAUACGAUUUGGCACUUAAAAGUCAUGAGAGUAGUCUUAUUAUAACGAAGCAAAUGGGUAAUAAAAGAGGUGAAGCCAAACAAUACAGCAACCUUGGAGCUGUUUAUCAAGAUCUCGGAAAUUACCUCAUGGCUAAGGAAUGCUGCGAACAAGCCCUUGUUAUCAGCACGAGAGAAAAUCACUUAAAGGGGCAAGCAAUUGAUUAUGGCAAUCUAGGAACUGUCCACCAGCUUUUUGGUGACUUCACAACUGCGUACGAACUCCACAGAAAAGCGCUGCAGAUUAAAAUUCGAAUUGAUCUCAAAGAAGGAUUACCUGAAGAUUACUUUAAUCUCGGUCGUUGCUGUAAGCAUCUUGGUAAAUAUGCAAAGGCAAAGGAGUUUUGGCAAUUAGGACUUGAUGUCGCAAGAACUACUGGUCACAGUCUGAUUGAGUCAAAUAUCAUUGCUAGUUUGGCAUCCGUGGAGCAAACUAUUGGCGAGUAUGAAAGCGCUAACGCUCAUUAUGAACAGGCACUUCUCAUCAGCCAAGAGGCCAAAGACCUCAAGCGACAGGCAUGUAUGACCGGCAACCUCGGACUAAUUGCUCAGUCUCUUGGUGAUAUACCUAAGGCCCAGGAAUUUCUUGAAAGAUCCGUACAGAAACUGAAACAAAUUGGAUGUAAAGAUGAAGAGAGCACGGCUUUGGCAAACCUUGGAAUGCUCUAUUGUUCAUUGGGUGAAUAUGGUAAGGCGAUAAGAUACAAUGAAGAUGCUCUUGCCAUUUCAAGAGAAAUACAUGACAAAGAGGGGGAAAUGGCAUUCAACAACCAUUUGGGACAGAUUUACUUGUUUCAAAAAGAAUUAGAAAAAGCAUCUGAUUGUUUUACCAAGGCACUUUCAAUGGCUGAAGUUAUUAAAGACUCAAGAGCUGAAAGCCUUAGCUACUGCAACAUAGCAUUUGUGUGUUUAGUUAGAAACGAUGUACCAAAAGCGUUCUGGUACCUCUCAGCAAGCAUCAAGACGCUAGAAAAAGCGUCGGUAUUACAUGGAGAAAGCGAAGAUUUUCAGAUCGGCUUUGCAGACCAACACAAUGAUCCUUAUCGAUUAAUGGUUGUUGUCUUGCUUAAACUAGGAAAUAUUGAUCACGCUUUGUCAGUGUCGGAGCUUGGACGUGCAAGAUCAUUGGCCCAGCGAAUGGAAACUCAAUAUUCAGCGCAACCAUUACCUGCUUUUGACCCUUUUCAAUGGAUUGAUCAUAAAAACGUUGUUCAAGACAAAUCUUGCAUAUGCUUGUCAUUUUGCUUUUACAUGGAAAGGCUAUUUUUCUGGAUUUUAAAGGCUAACACGAGGACAGCUUGCAAAGAGAUGUCAGCGAGUCAAUGGCUUUCAGCAGACAAUCAACCUCAACGGGACUCUUUUCAAGACAAGUUGAAGGAUCUGGCGAAUAAGUGUUACAGAGAGUUUUCACUUUUGUCAGGAGAACGAUGCGAAGAUCGCUAUUUGGUUCUGGAUGAUGAACAUUCUGAGGCUAGAUCUCCAACCAAAUCCGAAGGAAGCUCGCAGCCACAACAAAGUUUUGACGCUUGCCAAGUCAAGGAGAAGAAUGAAGGAGGAUCAGAAGAAGAACCGCCCCUCAAAGUGUUGUAUAAAGUCACCAUAGCUCCUGUGGCUGAUCUCCUGGAAGGAUCUGAGAUAGUUGUUGUCCCUGAUCGUUCACUAUACAGAGUUCCAUUUUCUGCGUUGAUUAACGAGAAAGGAGGAUUUUUGGCAGAAAGGUUCAGGAUUCGGUAUACUCCAUCACUGACGACUCUCAAGCUGAUCCAAGACAGUCCUGCAGAUUAUCACAGUGAAAGUGGCGUUCUUAUAGUUGGCGAUCCUGAUGUUGGUACUGUCACGCACCAGGGACGUAGGUUAACACUUCCUCGAUUACCAUGUGCUAAAGAAGAAGCUGAGAUGAUUGGAAAGAUUCUUCACGUUCAACCCUUAACUGGUAAAGAAGCUACGAAGGAAGCGGUACUACAAAAGAUACAUUCUGUAAGUCUCAUUCACAUUGCUGCACAUGGUGAACCAGAGAGAGGUAAUAUCGCAUUAGCUCCAUCCAAUCAUGAGAGGGAUGACUUUCUGUUGACGAUGGCCGACAUCUCCGCAGUCAGAUUGCGAGCCAAAUUGGUAGUGCUAAGUUGCUGUCACAGUGGAAAAGGACACAUCAAAGCUGAGGGAGUUGUUGGUAUAGCUCGAGCCUUCCUAGGAUCUGGCGCUUGCUCAGUUUUGGCGUCUCUCUGGGCUGUGGACGACGAAGCAACAAUGGCGUUCAUGGAGCAAUUCUACCAGCACUUGGUGAAUGGAAAGGGUGCGAGUGAAUCUCUUCAUGAAAGCAUGAAAUGGAUGAGAGAGAACCCAGACUACUCGGAAGUAAAAAAAUGGGCACCAUUCGUGUUGAUUGGAGAUGAUGUGUCAUUCCAAUUCGCCAAAUAAAUUGAGAGAGAAUUCUUCAUAACUGGAGGAGAAAGUACCAGGUGUCUCAACACAAUAAACUGUGAAAGAUGUUGCUGUUAUGAAGGGACUCUGAGAGGAAAUACAAGUUCAGCUAAAACCUUUAUUUCAGUAGACUUUUAAUUUUGAAGUGUUAAAUUAUUAUGAGUUUUACUAGACGUGUCCUUCUUUGGAGAGAAUCUCAGUGGUGUGCUCAGAGAUGCGAGGACGGAGACAGCUUCAAAGAAAAUGCACUCUGAAUCGAAAAAGACGACGAAUAAGAAAUUAAUUUAUCAUUUAAACUGCGGUAUCAUACAAGGAUUCCAGCCCUGAGAAAAACCGUAACAACACACGUCAAAAAAAUACAUUAGUUUCACUCUUCUCGAUCCAUGGUUGUUUAUCUAAAUUUUCUCGGAUCAUGGCUGCUUAAACAUUGAAAAAUCCGUAUCGCGUAUAGAAAAUGACGUUCAAAAUUUCCCAGAAGACGAAAGUUAAGUAAUCAGUGGCUUUAGUAGUGGCAUUUCCCGCGGCUGAAAACGAAACUCGACAACUGCAAGAUUUUGUCGCUGAGGAAAAAGUCAUUAUCUGACAAUUUUGUAUAUUGAAUAUUACUUUAACUAUUUGUUUUGUAAUGAUUCAAUGAAUUUUUCUUAUCUUGAGCCUUAUCGCCAACGCAUUUUACAAUUUUUCGGAAAUUUUGGAUUUCAUUUUUUUUUUAUUCUUUAAUUAAGUCGACUUAAGGGCUAUUCUGUUUAUACAGUAAACAGAUUAAUACAUGGGCGUGCGUAGAGAUGAAAUUUCUCUUCGAGAGUUUAACUCAACAACUUACA
Molecule: messenger RNA, 4443 nt
Organism: Pocillopora verrucosa
Lineage: Eukaryota; Metazoa; Cnidaria; Anthozoa; Scleractinia; Pocilloporidae
Source: RefSeq, a predicted model, not a curated record